CCUUCUCCUGCUCUGAGAAUACCUGCCAUUGACAUGGUGUCACCAAACUAACUGAGUGCAGUGAAGAGAUUUAACUGUCAAUGUUUGGAAGGAAGGUUGUGAAUCAUUUUGCACGUGGAAAAAGAUUUCUUUUUCAACGUUUCUGCACGUUACAUAGAGGGCCAAUGAAGUACAUACUGGUGACUGGUGGUGUCAUAUCCGGUAUAGGAAAAGGCAUCAUCGCAAGUAGCAUUGGCACAAUCUUGAAAUCCUGUGGGCUGAAAGUGACCGCCAUUAAAAUCGACCCAUACAUUAAUAUUGAUGCUGGGACCUUUUCACCUUAUGAACAUGGAGAGGUCUUUGUAUUGGAUGAUGGGGGAGAGGUAGAUUUGGAUUUGGGGAAUUAUGAGAGAUUCUUGGAUAUCAGCCUUUACAAGGACAACAAUAUCACCACAGGGAAAAUUUAUCAACAUGUGAUCAACAAAGAACGGAGAGGAGAUUACCUGGGGAAAACCGUACAAGUGGUCCCUCAUAUCACUGACGCCAUUCAGGAGUGGGUGAUGAAUCAAGCAAAGGUCCCUGUGGACAAAGACCGCCAGGAGCCACAAAUCUGUGUUAUUGAGUUGGGUGGCACAAUUGGGGACAUUGAAGGAAUGGCAUUCAUUGAAGCUUUCAGGCAAUUCCAGUUCAAGGCUAAGAGGGAGAACUUCUGUAACAUACACGUCAGCCUCGUUCCUCAGCCUACAGCUACAGGAGAACAAAAAACGAAACCAACGCAGAACAGUGUUCGUGCUCUCAGAGGUCUUGGCCUAUCUCCAGAUCUGAUUGUGUGCAGAAGUACUAAACCUAUUGAGAUGGCUGUGAAACAGAAGAUCUCUAUGUUUUGUCAUGUUGAACCUGAGCAGGUAAUUUUCGUUCAUGAUGUCUCUUCUACAUACCGAGUUCCCAUCUUGUUAGAGGACCAGGGGAUAAUCAAGUAUUUUAAACACAGACUGAACCUUCCUAUUGAUGAUCACCAAAGCACACAGCUUCUCAAGUGGAAAAGAAUGGCUGACAGAUAUGAACGAUUGCUGCAAACCUGUUCAAUCGCCCUGGUUGGAAAAUACACAAAGCUGAGUGAUUGCUAUACAUCUGUCUUCAAGGCUCUGGAACACUCAGCGCUGGCUAUAAAUCAUAAGCUGAAUUUAAUGUAUAUAGACUCUGCUGAGUUAGAACCCUCUACUAAAGCUGAAGACCCUGUGAAAUUCCAUAAGGCCUGGGAGAAGUUGUGCAAAGCUCAGGGGAUUCUGGUUCCCGGUGGUUUUGGAUUACGAGGCACAGAAGGAAAACUUCAAGCAAUUACCUGGGCAAGAGAAAGGAAAGUGCCUUUUCUAGGAGUAUGCUUGGGCAUGCAGCUAGCAGUGGUGGAAUUUGCAAGAAACUGUCUGAAUUGGAAAGAUGCAAAUUCUACAGAGUUUGAUUUAAAUACAAAGAACCCAGUGAUCAUUGAUAUGCCUGAACACAACCCAGGUGACAUGGGUGGAACAAUGCGACUGGGGAAGAGAAAGACUGUUUUUACAGCCUCUGAUUCCGUCCUAAAGAAACUCUACAAUAAUGCAGAGUUAAUAGAAGAGCGUCAUAGGCACCGGUAUGAGGUAAACCCAGAGCUAACACAGCAGUUCGAAGAAAAAGGCUUAAGAUUUGUUGGACAUGACACAGAGGGACAGAGAAUGGAAGUCGUUGAACUUGAAGAUCACCCAUACUUUGUAGGUGUGCAAUUCCAUCCAGAAUUCUCAUCCAGACCUAUGAAACCUUCUCCUCCAUACCUGGGACUAAUGCUGGCUGCCUCAGGAAAACUUAGUACAUUCAUACAGAAUGGCUGCAAAUUAUCUCCCAGGAACAGCUACAGUGACGUCAGUGACGAGAGCCCCUCCGAUAAUUAGCUGCAUUUAGUAAUUUGUGAUGCUCAAAUACCAGAGGCAAAGCUGACCGGAGAAAUGACACACUACAAAAUAAAUCACUCUACAAACUUCUGCAUAGACUAUUACCAUCCAUUAUUACAGCUAUAACUACGUUGUAAUAAUAAGGACUUACACUGUUUAUUCUUGUGCAGGGCUGUGUAAAAACCUAGUUCUUCAUGCCAAGAUACUGUGUCUGGGGCGUCUAAG
Molecule: messenger RNA, 2126 nt
Organism: Nanorana parkeri
Lineage: Eukaryota; Metazoa; Chordata; Amphibia; Anura; Dicroglossidae
Product: CTP synthase 2
Exons: 20
Coding region: 81-1901 (606 amino acids)
Biological process (GO): pyrimidine nucleobase biosynthetic process; CTP biosynthetic process
Cellular component (GO): cytoplasm; cytoophidium
Molecular function (GO): identical protein binding; CTP synthase activity
Source: RefSeq, a predicted model, not a curated record